Ilex paraguariensis (yerba mate) is the source of this 435-nucleotide messenger RNA. Lineage: Eukaryota; Viridiplantae; Streptophyta; Magnoliopsida; Aquifoliales; Aquifoliaceae. The record is from the annotation of a GenBank genome assembly.
AUAAAUAUUGGAGUGCUAAAGAAUGCAUCGGAGGCAGACCAUACUCUUGUUUUUGUUGCUGACUUAAUUGUUCAGGAUAGGAAAACGAGAAGGCCACCGGAAAAAUGGUAUAAUUCGAGAGACCUUGUGAGAGUGAAGCGUUCAAUCGCCAUGCUCAGGGUAAUAUUUGAGCAAAUUCUAAAGAAUAAUAGGGAAGAUUCCCUAACUGGUCCAGUUAACGUGGCAUAUGACAACAUUCUUGCUCCAUACCAUAGCUAUAUUGCUAAUAGAUUUGUCCAUCUGUUCACAAUGGUGGAAGACCUUCCUACAAUGGAAAAACUCUUGGAACAACUAGGGGAAACUUGGGAUUCAGCAGUGGAUCACAUGGACAGGUAUGUUCAGGCAUCCAAUAUGUUACAGACCACAUUGAGAACUUAUUUAACUCAUAUGGGUUAG